CUAAAUCAAAAAUUGUUACAAUUAGAAUAAGGUGUUUUAUGAUAUAAUAAGAAAAAAGGAAAAAAUAUACAUCAGUAAUACCAGCGAGAAUGUCAUCGAUACUUGUCCACAUCCUAAUGUCGAGAAGCGUCAAAAGAAAGAACUGAAAAAAAAAAAACAAUAAUGUCUACGGUUGACGCCUUGACUUAGUUGACGAUUUUUUUCAAUUUUUAUUCAAUUUACUCGAAAACUUUAUCAAACGCAGUGAUAUAAUCAGAUUACUAAUAUUUAUAUAUAAAUUACUUACCAAUGAUUUUCUUUCAAACAUAUUUGUCCCUGAGUAACCGUAGACGGAAUAUGUGCAUGGAUAUAAUGCGCGUUUUAUCAUUCUGCAUGUGCGUGAAAGAAAUGUCAGUUUAUUGAAUAUACGUAAUUUUGUUAUUGUGUUAAAAUGUAAUGCUUCCAAACAAGUGUGGAUAAUAAUUUUACUAUGUGAUAAUAGUGUGUGUGAUAAAACAGAUGAUCAAUUCAGUUGUAAUGAAACGAACAAAAGUGUAGUGUCGGGUAGUUAGUUCUUGACAGCCGGCAGGCUCGUCGUCGUAAGUGACUUACGAUUGGCCCCUUAUAAAAAUGAACAGUCGUAGUAGCGUAAAUGAAUCGAAUUUGGUGAAUCUCUCAGGGGAUCUGUCGGCAUUAAAUCAAUUGGACGCGAAAGAGUCGUUGGCGCUGAGUUUUCCAUUUGACCACAUAUACGCAUGUCAUUCAGAGGACUCAGAUCGGCGACAAGCACAUCUUGACAAGGAAGUAGAAGUUUCGUCGCACCCUGAUGACAAGGAGGCAGGGGUUGCCGCGGAGCCAACCUUCGAGAUCAAUAGGCUCUCAGAGAGAUUAACUGCUGCUGAAAUUCAAAACAAAAGGUUGAAAAAUUUGCUUGUGUAUCAUCUGGAUUUGAUACAACAACAAAAUGAACUUAUAACUAAAAAGGACAAACAGAACACUGCUCUGAAAUUGGAAAAUGACUCUCUUAAGUCUAAGGUGACACGUAUGGACAGGAGGAUAACCGUGAGUCAAAGGCAUAAUGUUAACCCUGCACCUGUUAUAAAUGUCCCACCCCCAAAUGCUACUUCUACUACUAUCAAGAGUGAACCUGCUACUACUGAUAAUCAGGUAGUGUUUAACAGUCUAACAGAUUUUUUGGUGCCAGAGAGCAGAGCAAAUUCAUAUGUUUUCAAUAAUGAUGCUUCUAAAACCAAACAUUUGAUGCCACCGGAGUCUUUUGAUUUAAACAGACCUUCUGAAACAGACGUAACAACAUAUUUGCCCGGUGACAUCAGCGUGCCUUCGAUUUUGGACAACAGUAGCCUGCAAUGCGAUAACUUCGGCACCAUGAUUGAGAAUAAGCGAUCGUAUAUCAAAAAGGAAAUCAAGACUGAACCCCGACCCGAACCACUGUACACUGUCACGUCAAACAGGUUCGGAAACACGGUGAUACAGAAAAUACAGAGGAAUCGGAGAAGAACAUCUGGCAGUUUGGGCAGCUUGAGUCGGCUGCCUAAAACUCCAACAGUCAAAACUGAGCCACCGGAAAAUGUGAAUAUGUUCGACGAUGAUAAAGCGUUUGAGCGCACUUUUAGUGUAAAUAAGAAAUCUAAAAUGAUAAAUACCUAUGGCAAGUCUAAAACCUCCACUCUUCCAAAGAAAACGCUUCACUACACCGGUUCGCUGUCUGAUCGGCUACAGCUGAUCGACACGACCCCUACCGGGGAAGACCCUUACCAACUAGGGGAAGCGGACAUGAGGGAGCAAUCGCCGAUACCAAAACUUAUGCUUCAAAAAACUAAUCAUGGGAGAAUGAAAAUAUGUUCGGACCUCUCGGGAGACAGUGCAGCGUCUUCUAGGCGGAUAUACGAUGUGCCAGCAACCGAAACGAGUACUAAAAUGCCAAAUAAAAUAAAAUUAGAGAAAAGGUAUAAUUUGCCAAAUAUAGUUCCGUAUUCAGCGCCUCAAUCAACUACGCAUACAUCUACGCACACGACGCAGACGCCUUCAGAUGCGUGUACGCAUGUGUCUACGUACACGCACGUUACUAAGCCGGACGCCCUGACGCCUAAGCGAAUAGCUACGUUAACUCCUAAGCAGACGUCUACACUCACGACGAAUGCGUGCACGCAUAUGUCUACGUACACGCAUCCGACGCGGAACACUUCGACGCGUACAGGUGCCUCGCACAAGGCAACGAAAGGCCAGCACAAGUCGCCUCCGGCUGCGUCUCGCAAGUCGCCACACUCGGCCGCCAGUAAAGGUUUGCAAAAAGGCGUACUCAAAAGCUCUCUUACGAGUCCACACACGACGAUGGCUUCGCUGACGCCGCUGCACGGCGUGCCGCUGUCGGGCUUGCAGACGACACACUCGUCACUGACCACGCCGUUGACUCCCGUUUCGGCCUCACUUACAAUACCCGAAAUUAAAAAAGAAUCUCUCGAGUCGCCGACGACGUCGCCCUUAAUGCAGCAAUCAGAUCUGGAUAACAUAAAGAAAGAACCGAAUUUGGAAUGGCCUUUAUUCUCAACGUUAUAUUCAACAGCGAGAACUGAGACUAGUUUAUGCGAUUUCUCGUAUGGUGAAAACCCGAAUUUGACACCUCUGCCCACUCUUGAUGUUUCGGAAUUUCGUCAGCUUAUUGAUGCGGAGGCCGCAGCAGAGGCCGCAGUCGAUGCUCUUACAAACAAUUUAGAUUACGGCUCCAUUGAUAAGAAUGAAACCGAUAAGAUGAAAAAAAGGGGAGCGCGGACCACUAGUUUAGUUGGGCCCGAAGAGGAUCCCUCGGACAGUCGACGUGGCAUGGGAAGCAAACGUGGUAGGAAACGAGCGCUGUCAGCUGCAGGAGUCAUUAAAAACUCGAAGCAAAAUUUAUCGAAACCAGUCGGGCCCAAGGCAAAGAUGGUCAAGGGUAAAGCUGCUUGCCGCGGCAAGAAAUCUCCGCUGCCAGGAAUGAUGACGAGGAAACCGUAUCACACCCUGGUGGGAGACCCGGACCUAUCGUGGUACCUCGGCCUGGACCCCGACGUUAAAAUGGAAGACAUCGAUCAAGGGGACUGCAAAGCCUCCACUGUAGAGGUACCGAGAUGGCGAGAGAAGCCGUACACUAGUUUAUAUAGUCUUGAAGGAACAGAGAAUUUAGAUGAUAAAGUUUUUGAAAAACGACAUCAAAAAUUAGAAGCUGAAGAGCGCAGACAAUUGAGGUGGCAUAUGCGUCGGAUUCGGGAGCAAAGGCACGUGGAGCGUCUACGCAUGCGUCAGAGGGAUCCUUGGUACAGCGGUCACUCGCCCUACCAACCGUCUGUGUACACGAUUUGGCCACAACCCCAAAGAGAUGUUAGAAUGAUCGAGAUCACAGAUACUAUACCCGUCAUGGCUUUCGGGGAAGAUCUGCCAGAUCUGCCACCUGCUGACUUUAUGCUACCGUGGGUGAGAACGUCGAAAGCUUUGAAAAGGUCCAAACGUUCGAAGACGCUACACUGAUUGUUCGCGGCCUGCGUGGUCGCUCUACAAUACGCACUUAAGCAUGAACUUCGUGCGAUCCGGCUUCCAGUCUCCACAGCAUUGCCCAUGGAGAACAUUUCUUAUCUAUAAGCAAAUUAGACUAGCAGGUAAUAUGUAGGUAACAAUAGUUUGGUCAUAAAGCGAUGUGAACUGCCUUAUUUAUUGACAAUUUUAUUCGAAUGUUGGUGUAAUUCUCGCCAAACUUUAUGACGUAUCGGAAUAUUGCCGCUACCAGUUCAGGUGCCGAAAGAAAAUAUUUUAGGUAUGCGCAUUAUGUACCUGUGCUCGGAAGUUAGUUGCGAGCCGCCAUUAAGUUUGGCGAUAACUUUGCUACCAAAGAAUUUACGUGUCAUGAUUGAAAACUAAACCAUGUGCCUAAGCCGGAUUUCGUUCUUUCAAAAUGUAUCAAGUAUGGAAAUAAUGUCAGAAACAAGUACUCCAUUUGAUACUCAAUAGUCCAAUUCAUUUAAAAUGAUGUGAACAAAUCCGAAAGUGUGCAUGACAUGUAAAUUAUUUGUUUAUUUAACGGCGUUCGUAUACUCCAUAGUCUGUACCUACCCAAAUAUCAUUAAGCUGAAUGACAGACAUUUUCCAUAUUCUGAUAACAACGCGCUUCCAAGUAAUAUAGUAUUAGUAAGUUCAUUAAAUUGAUCUAGAGCAGUUACAGUUUCAAAAUACUUCAUAAUCAUUUCACUGACUUGCAUAAAAUGAUGAAAGAGGGUCUGAUGAUUAUAUAUUUCAUAACUCAUCACAAACAAACAGGUAUACUUACCUAAUAACUCUAUAUGAGUGGGCACUUAAAUAAAAGGUAAACUAACUUAAACUUUUCCUAGUCUAUGUUUACGUAGAGUGAAGAAACUUCAUGGUUGCGAUUGCGUUGGUUUUGGCGGUAAUUACGAGAUCCACAUCGUGUUUAUGCUCGUCAGAAAAUAGGACUGGCCGUUUAUCGAGUCACGAGAUAAAUAUUUGAUGUUUUAAGCUCUCUAAGGCUGUGUUUUGGGCCAGGCGAGUGUGCGUUGAGAUAGAAUGAACACUACAUAUUUGACUGUCACGCAAAUAUAAGGGGUUUAUCGAACUAGUGUUUGAAAGGGUCGUUAUUCCAAGAUGGCCCUCAGCCCGAACUCGACUAAAGCGAGAGACGAGAAGAGCACAGCGGAGAUUUUUUUUACAACUGAAGAUAUUUUCUACUUAGUCCCUCUCAGUGUUCGGUGGCAGGAUGUUUGAGUGACGAAAUUCUAUUGGUUGUUUAAAAACAUCUUUGGAUAGCUCUCGUCGUCUCCGUGUUAGGGCGCUUUCAACUUAUGCGUUUCUUGACGGCCUGCUGCGGUGCCUAAGCGGUCUAACGCAUAAGUUGGAAGCGCCCUUAGUGGAGUGUGGGCCUAAAUCAUUUGUGUCGUCUUUUGUUUGUAAAUAUGGUAUGAAUCAUGAAUAAAUGACGUUUUGUAAAUAUCGAACAUAUAGAAUAUGUUCACUUUUUUCUAGUUUUAUAUUUUCUAUUUUGAAAAUAAACCAUAAAAAAAUGAAACACGUCACUCAACUUUUAGAAUAUAAUUUAUCAACAUCGUCAUAUUAUUUGCUUUCCAUCUUUUGUAACACGUUAUCAAAUAUUUAAAAAAAUAUAACAACCAUACAUGCAAAGUAUAUUCUUUCAAAAGCAAUAUUCAUUAUUCGAAUUUCUUACUUGUUUGUAGAACCUAUACGCCGGGUCUUUGAAAAGGCAAGUCAUAUUACAAUAGUGGAAUGAUUUCAUAGUGAAACUUAGUUAGUGACAUGACUAUAUGCGUAGCCAAUAAGAUUAUUUUUACAUUAUGUCAGUACAUUUAUAUAAAAAAAAGUAAAAGGAAAAAAUAUUUUCACUGAUCAUAUUUUUAUGAAGAAAAAGAAACAGAAUAAUUAUGUAGUUUCUGCAUCUUUAUUCAAGGACUGGUUUUGCUUACGGAGGUAUGUAAUGCGUAACCAGUUGUUGAGUCCUAGUCGGCAUUUGGUGACUGUAACAUUAUCCUAAUAUAAGAAAAAGUCAGUGCCUCAAAUUUUACAGCCAUCAAGUGAAACUGAAUAACUUUGGAUACGAUAACAUCGCGUACAAAGUUUUCAGUUUCUUACAUCAGCUAGAAAUAUAGUCCACUAGAAACUUUAAUAUAAAUAACCUUUUAUUUGACUUGACGAUCUUCGGAGAUUUUUGUUUUUGCCUUGACUUCAGUAAACAGGACAUACUAAUGAUCCAACGGCAUUGUACUUCAGAAUAUCACUUUUGCUUUAAAGUAGUCGUAGAACAAAAAUAACAUUAAAUGUUAAAGUUUAAAGUAGGCCUUUGGUUUAAAAUAUCCGUAUGUUGCUCCAGUUAUUCAUCACAGUCGAUUGCACAAACAAACCAAUCUGUCUUACAAGAAAUAGUUUUUUGCAGUUUACUAGUUUUUCUAUAGUUUAUGAAUUAAAAGUAGUGAUUGAUAAGAUGAUUGAAAUGGGAGAAAUGAAUGAAAAGAAUGUGAAUGAAUGCUGGAGUGAAAUGGCGACGUGUAUAAGGAAAGCGGCAAGAAGCAUUCUAGGAGGAUCAAAAGGGAACGGAGUGAUAGAGAAGGAAACUUGGUGGUGGGUGAAAGAAGUGCAUGUAAUGAAGAGGGAUGAUACGUAUGCAACAAAGUGUGUGCUAAGUAUGAAUGUAGAUGGAUAGAGAGGAACAGGAAGACCUAAGAAAAGAUGGAUUGCCUGAAAGAUGACAUGAAUAGGAAGGGAGUGUCAGUAUGACGAGUGACAGGGAAAAAUGGAAGAGCAACAUGGCAGGCAGAAGAAGACUAGUAUUUCUAUAGUUCAAAUCCGAUCAGAAAAGAAGUCUUUUUAUACAAAAAUCAUUUUGUUAACUAAACAGAACAUCGUUUGUACACUCGCGUGUACUGUUUAUAUUUGUCGUAUAAUAGAUGUAUAGUUAGAUAGACAAACAAGUUAGACAAUUACUGUUCUUGUUCGAGUACUGUAGAUAACGUUUGCUUAUUACAAAGAUACGCGGAGUGUUGGUAUCUGUGAUUGUAGAAGACUGCGUUGGAAUAGACACGUCAAACUGACGGUGAAACUAUCUAUCGGAUUGAACCAGAUCAAAGCGGAGAAGUUUUUAAAAAAGGCAUAUAUCCGCUCAGAUAUACCACAGAGUAAAUCACAGUUUAGAUAUAUACUCUUGUAAACAGUUAUGAAGCUAUCUAGUAGCGUUCGUAAAAAUUCAUCGAGCGCAUGUGUUUGAGUGACACUGUUACGAACGUUAGUACGUAACUUCUCAACUGUUUAAAAGAGAAUAUAUUUAAAAUGUGGUAAAAUGUUUGAAUAACGAAGUUUUCUUGGUUGUUUAAAAACUUCUUUGUUUCCUUCCGCUUUGGUGGAAUCUAGGGCUGAAUAUGUAAGCUCUAUGUCAAAUCAUGGAAGUUCCAAUACUUUAUGGCACAAUAAAAAGCAUCACAGUCGGAUGUGAUACAGUUCGCAGUUUUACUUUCAGUUCACUCAAGGUACGUUUCGAAUUCUUGCUGCCGGCUGCGACUGCCGACCGCACAUGCCGACUGCAUGAAGUUGACCGCAGCUGCACUACGGGUUUGUAUGUAUUGGCAUGAAACCCACGUGCAGUUGAGCUGUCAAAUUUUUUAUAUCUGACAGCGACUGCACACUGCUGCCGCUUCGAUCCAAAACGGUUAAUACAUACGCAAGUAGUGCUGCUGCGGCCGACUUCAUGCAAUCGCGGUAAGUGCUGUCGGCGGUUACAGACGGCAGUUAGCAUUCAAAACCGUUCCUGCAUGCUAUUUCUUAAACUAUUGUCAUCGAAAUUACUCACGGUUACAAGUAGCACUUCUCUCAAAAGUUUCAUGGCACCAACAGAAAAACACACUUAACAUACCUGUUAAAACAGACUUCUUAAAUUUGAUAUCAGCUAAGUUUCAUUUCGUUCUAUAACUUUCACAAAAUUUAAUGUUUGAUGUUAAUUGUUAAACGAUUCUUUCAAAGUUACAUCUACAGGCGACUUUUGCAUAUAAUAAUCAUCAUUUUAUGGAAAAGCCGUUUGUAUUUAGUACAUGUUAAAUACUAUUACAAAUAAUAUUCAUAAAAAAAUUAAAAAUGGAUGGAUAACUAACGGAAAUUAGGUAAUAAAUAUAAAGAUAGCUGUACAUAUUACUAAGGUUCUAUAAUUUGAUACAUCUUAUUUCGAAGGUAUUAUUUUAUAAGGCUUCAUUUACCUAACUUUGGAAUUUCACGCUUUGGCGUUUUUUGUGUUAUGUCUAAUCCUUUGCUCGCAGAACUGCAAAAUUAUUUAUCAAAAGGGUUAUGAUUUUUUUCUUGUGUUUAUCAAAACUCAUAGUAGUUUGGGGGUGCCGAAUUAUUUGUUACAAUCUUGAGGUUCUACAUAACAAUUCAUAAAAUGCACCCAUGUCCAUUGUCAAUAAUUAGUAUAACUGCACCGAUAUAACAUUAAUUAUUUCCAUUGUAUAGUCAACAGCAAAAUACUAUGAUAAUUUAAAAUAAAUAAAUCUUGUAUAUAAGGUACAGAAUAAUAUUUAUAAUUAAGUUUCAGUCGCAAAAUUGUAUUGCAAUAAUGAAUUAGUUUUGUUGUUGGCUGUACUGUGAUAAUUAUGAAUUUGACUUUCAUCAAUCCUUGAUUGGUAUUAGGUAUAUUUUUGUAUACAUAAUAAAAUAUCUUAUUUAAUAUUUUCUUAUCGGUUUCCUGGUGAGCUAAACCAGACUAGUUUUUUUUGUGGUAUAUAAAUUAAAAUCGUGAUACUUUCUCAUUACAUUCCUUCCCUUAUUUUUCAUGAAAUUAUUAUUUUGUCCUUAACCCUUAGAUGCGUAGUUUUUCUUUACUAUUUAUACUUGAUAUUAGUGAUGUCUUUUCGAUGCAUAAUAAUGAACAUCGUUCAUAUUGAAGCAAUAUUUACCUAUUUUCGUUUACCUAAUAUCGGUAAUUUCAGUAUAUUUUCUUUUGUUGUCUAUCAGUUCUUCGAAAGUGAAUGAUUAUGCAUGCUUUUUCACUUGAAGUUGUAUUUCAUUUUUUGUUUAUUUUUCUGUAACUCUGCAAUAAAUAAGGGCAAGUCUUUCGUUUAUAAACUUUACAUAAUUAUACUUUAGCUUUUAGGGUUUUUUUACAUUGAACGUUCGGUCGUGCGGUUGCGAUACUGAGGUAACACCGCAUGUUUUGUAUGUUCUGAGAUCAGCGUAUAACAAGGUGUUAUGAGCUUAACGUGACGAUGUCGACUCUGUCUCGUUAUUUACGCGUUAGCCAAAUAUAAAAUGUUCAUUAGCAUUACGAAUUAAAAUGAGUUUUUGUCAAUCAUUUAAUUAAUAUUUAUUGCGAAUGAUAUAAUUUUGUAAAUGAUCAAUUUUCGAUCAUAAUCAAAUCAUAAUGUCUUUAUAUCAACAAAUAAAUGGAUGAAUAUUGUAAAUAUUUUGGGAAUUAGAGUAAAGUACCUUAGCACUACGUAAUUACAAAUUUAUGUUAGAAAAUUGUCUUUUAGUUAUAUAGAUCUGUGACAUAAUAAGAUUUGCAAAACAAUAAUCGUUUCGGUUCACUUGUAAGUUACGUAUAGCGUUUAGAUAAACUUUAAUGUAAAAUUCCGUUUAACUAUAGUUUUAAGAAGUUUUGCAGUCACGAUAUUAAUCAAAUCUCUACAAAGUUGAUAUGAUUGACUGUCGUAGGUAUUUAAUGUAAAUUACACUGUUAUAUGUGUCAUAAAUUAUAGAGCACUAUACCUGUAUCUAGUUAUAAAUGAAGUAUCUUAGGUAUUCAGGAGAAUAUGGGUGAAUUAAAGUAAACCGGGAGUCUAUUUACGAUGUAGGACAAUUUUUCUCAUAAGUUAUGUAGCGUGUGUAAGAGAACUAAUGCUUUAAUAUUUGUUUUGAUAUUCGGUGAUUGUUUGUGACGCGAAUCGUAAAUUAGAUCAAAAUUGUUUCAACAUACCGUGACUUCAAAUAUUGUUGGUAUGUGCAAAAGGUUUGCUUCGAAUAUUUUUUUUUGUUAUUAAAGCAAAAGCGGUACGUAGAUAUAUUAUUUUUGUAUUUGCGUUGUGUGUACGUUAAUUGAUUAAAUGUAAAUAAUAGUGUUGAAUGAGAUUUUUUUCAUUGAGGCCGUAUAUUGGUCUUCCUAUUAAAUAAUUAUUUUGAUGUAAUAAUCUGGUAUGUAAUUAAAUGUUAGAUUUUUGGAAUUGUUUUUAUGUGUCGUAAACUUAAAAUUAUGUUGAGUUGGAGUAUUUAUGCCAAUAAUGUCCUGUUUGCAUUUUUGUCUACGAGGUAGCCACAAGUAAACGUUGUUAGUAUGCUUUCGAGCAAUAAUUAUUGUAUCCUAUCCCAAAAACUAUUGAACAUGGAUAAGUAAUAAGGCACUUCGAUGCCCGGGCGUUUUAGUCCGCAUUUAUUUUCCAUUAUUCCCCAAACAAUCUUAAAAAACUAAACGCAACUGGAAACUUGAUCAACUUUUUUGGUUAUGAUGAGUCACUUCAAAAUUAUAUAAAAAAAAAACAAUGAAAUGGAAAAAAAACAAAUAUAUGUAUUAUAAGUAUGAAAUAUAAUUUAGUCUCUUCAUAUCCUAACUCAUGGGUCGGUUUUUAGGCUUGGGCUUCUCACCGGAUUCGAAAGAAAUACAAUGUUAGUUCUAUUUAAAUGCUGACGUUACUUGUGGCUGAACAGUAGACAUGGACUUAUGUUAAGUUUAAGUAUUAUCUAGGUUACAAUUUUGUUGUUCGAUAGUAAGCUUAUUAUUAUAAUUUCUUAAUCAACAGCUGUCACAGUGCAGUUAUAUUGUUAUACGCAAGUAUAGACGCAGUGUUAUGCAGUCAUUGUUAAAUGUUUUCGAUUAUAUCCGAUAUUUGCUGCACUGUCCACUUGUCAUAAAAUAAUAAGAUCUCAUUAAUCGUUAAUUAACAAAUUGGAAUUUAAACUUUUCUUAUAAAUAUUAUGGAAGUAAAGUCGGGUACACUUGUCAUGAUAAUGUAUCUUGGUACAAAACAAUGGUAGUUAGUGAAACAUUGUACCGACUAUAAUCAAUAGAAACAAGUAUAAAAAAAACCUUGUAUAAAUUGCAUAUCAAUUCAGGCGAAGUAUAACAUCCGCAACUUCAGGAACAUUUGUCUGAAUAGUACCUUUUCUUUAUGUAUAAACUGUAGUUGUACACAUUUCUUUUUUAUACUUCAUUAAUGUAAAUUAAUCUGCUGUGUAGAUACUAUUAUAAUGUGGCAUUUAUUAAAUAAUCCUAAAAAAGGUAUGUUUCAGUGUAAAUGUUAGUCGUGUAUAUAACACACUAUUGAAAUUAGGUAGCUUAAAUAUUUAUCUUUCAGUAUAUUUAGGACUCCUAACUUCGGUUUAAUUACGAAUUCAUGUGAUACUUCAGACUAAGUUGUAUAAGUACAUUGAAAUAAAGGAACUUCGUCUCUAGAAUUUA
Molecule: messenger RNA, 10924 nt
Organism: Helicoverpa zea (corn earworm)
Lineage: Eukaryota; Metazoa; Arthropoda; Insecta; Lepidoptera; Noctuidae
Gene: MSL1
Exons: 11
Coding region: 610-3501 (963 amino acids)
Cellular component (GO): MSL complex
Source: RefSeq, a predicted model, not a curated record